AUGAUCGGAUUCCACCCAGGCCAGAGCUGGUCGUCGCAGCCAAACCAGGCUUACGCUAACAUGGGCACGCCCUCGUUCAGCUCGGCAGCUGCUUCGUCCUCAGCCGACCCAACAUCGCACACGUCUCAACCCAUCGUCACCGGUACUUCGGUGCUCGGUAUCAAGUACAAGGACGGAAUCAUGCUUGCCACAGAUACGCUCGCCUCGUACGGCUCGCUCGCACGCUUCAUGGACAUCACUCGUAUCUCUCAAUUCGGCCAGAACACGCUCAUUGGCGCAAGCGGCGAUAUGAGCGACUGGCAAUACGUCCAGCACAUGCUUGGGAAACUCAUCACAUCCGAGGACGUCGCCGCCGACGGACACAACCUGACGCCAACUCAGAUUUACGCCUACUUGGCUCGAGUGAUGUACCAACGAAGAUCGAAGAUCAACCCGCUUUGGAACUCGUUCGUUCUCGGAGGUGUCGAUCCGAAGGACGGUACGCCGUUCCUGGGCUACGUCGACUUGCUCGGAACGACGUUUACUAGCAGCACGAUCGCUACUGGAUUCGGCAUGCACUUGGCUCAGCCGCUGCUGCGAAAGAUGGUCGAGGGUAGGGAGGAUUCCUUGACGGAAGCAGAGGCAAAGGAAAUCAUGGAGAAUUGCAUGAAGGUGUUGUAUUACCGCGAUGCGAGAUCGUUGAACAGGUUCAGGGUGGCAAAGGUAACCAAGGAAGGCUGCGAGAUCUCAGAACCCUACAGUGUUCCCACUUCGUGGGGCUUUGCCGAGAUGCUGCGCGGAUACGGCCCCCAGACCCAGUGA
Molecule: messenger RNA, 801 nt
Organism: Pseudozyma hubeiensis SY62
Lineage: Eukaryota; Fungi; Basidiomycota; Ustilaginomycetes; Ustilaginales; Ustilaginaceae
Product: 20S proteasome core particle subunit beta 7
Exons: 1
Coding region: 1-801 (266 amino acids)
Cellular component (GO): proteasome core complex
Source: RefSeq, a predicted model, not a curated record